Messenger RNA from Phalacrocorax carbo (great cormorant), 1167 nucleotides. NCBI's taxonomy places the organism in Eukaryota, Metazoa, Chordata, Aves, Suliformes, Phalacrocoracidae. The record is from RefSeq and is a predicted model, not a curated record.
GGCGGCUGGAGUGCUCUGGCGGGGGGGACUCCAGCCAAUUUGUUUGCGAGUCGCUUUGUUGCUGCUGGGGGAUUUUUUUUAGUAUUAUUAUUAUUUUGAAGGGGGGGGUGAGAAGAGGGGGCUGGCACAGGCUAUAAAGGCAGAGCUCCCCGGAGCAGCCGGCACUUCGCUGACACCAUGAGCGCUCCCCUGGCCUGACAGCCCCUGCCUGCCUGGGGUUUGCCGGCUCAUGCCACCUUAAAGCGUGGCUGUGUGCCUGCAGCAGCGCCGGGGUGGGAUGGUGUGAGCCCAGAGCCGCUCUCCUCCCUCCCACCGCCCCUUGGCUGGCUGGCUCUGGCAGGAGACGAACCCACCAGCCGCUUGGAUGAUUUGAUUUCUUCCCUGCCCAAAAUUACUCCUGCCCAGAUGCUGUGGAUAAUAUUCAUGUUGCUGUUAUUCAUCAGCUCCGUGGAAAUGCUCACGCAGAACCGAUGGAAGAAGCAAGCGAGUGCUGGCCUGCUGGAGAACUGCACGGGCUGUGUCCUGUGCUCGGAGGACAACGGCUGCAUCACCUGCCACCAGCGGCUCUUCCUGCUCAUCUGGAGGGAUGGCAUCCGCCAGUAUGGGAUGUGUGUCCACACCUGCCCCCCUGGCUACUUUGGUGUGCGGGGUCUGGAGGUCAACCGAUGCACAAAAUGCAGAUCACCCAGCUGCGAGAGCUGCUUCAGCAGAGACUUCUGCAUGAAGUGCAAAGACAAGUUUUACUUGCACAAAGGCCAGUGCUUUCGGCAGUGCCCGCCCAGCACCGCAGCACAACCUGACACCCGCGAGUGCCAAGAGACAUGUGAGCUGGGGCCCUGGAGCCAGUGGAGCACCUGCACCCAUGAGGGCCGGACCUGCGGCUGCAAGUGGGGUGUGGAGACACGGGUCCGGGAGGUGCUGGGGGCUGCCCGGGAGGAGGGGGCUGCCUGCCCCGAGCUGCUGGAGACAAGGAAGUGCCGCAUGAGGAAGCACUGCCCAGGAGGUGAGCACCGCUCUGCCUGCCAUCCCCUGGCCUUGGGGGUGGCUUCCUGCCCCUCCAAAGUGAGCCCCAAGGCAUGCUGUGGGACUGGGGUGGUGGCAGCAGUCCAGCAGUGGCUGGCGAGCCUGGCUGUCAUCUCCCAAGCAUUUUGAGGCUGGUGGCUGUAA